Molecule: messenger RNA, 2312 nt
Organism: Pelmatolapia mariae (spotted tilapia)
Lineage: Eukaryota; Metazoa; Chordata; Actinopteri; Cichliformes; Cichlidae
Gene: cfap263
Product: cilia and flagella associated protein 263
Exons: 9
Coding region: 74-1192 (372 amino acids)
Biological process (GO): cilium assembly
Cellular component (GO): ciliary basal body; axoneme
Source: RefSeq, a predicted model, not a curated record
UAAAACGUUUCCAGAAGUGCGUGAAUGCAACACUAGGCCAUAGAAACCAGAGGUUCAGUGUACCUUAGCAACCAUGGAGGACGAGAUUUCCUUGAUCGAGGAAAAUGGCGAGGUCACGCAAGAACAGAAGGAACUCAUUUACAAACGGAUCGAAGAACUAAAGCAUUCCAAUGCAGCCCUCCUGGCAGAGAAUGACAUGUUUGAAAGCUUCAUUUUCCGCCUGGAUCCACAAGACCUGGUGUCCCAGGCUGGGGGAGAGGGUGCCGGGGCAGCACGAAGCUUGAAGCUGGGGGCUGGGGGCGUUGGAUGGAGGCGAAAGUCCAGGUCCAACAUAUCGGAUCGUUUUCAGCCGCUCACUUUAGAACAAAAACUGUACAUAGCGCAGAGAGAAGUAAGAGAAACACAACAGGACCGGGAGAAACUCAAACUGAAAUCUGAAAAAACCAAGGACAACUACAAGGCCUCUAUGAAGGAAGUGGAAUUACGUCUGGCUGAUCUCGGGAAGGCCAAGAACGAUUUUGAGCGUAGACUGGUCAAACCCACAAAGGACAACACGCUAGAAAUGAAAGAGCCAGAGAAGGUGCUCCAGUACAUUGAAGACAAGUUAAAGGUCACCCAGCUGGAGACCUUUAAUGUAAAGAAUCAGGCACUAAAGCUCCACGAGAAGAAGCUCCUGCAACAGCUGCAGCAGAAAAAAGAGAUGGGGAAAGCUGAGUAUGAGGAAUUUUUUCAGGAGUAUGACGAGCCAAGACCUGACAAAAACCUGGAUGAACUUCAGAUCAACAGUUUGAAGGUUCAGCGUGUUCUCAGCUCACACAAGGAAAAGCUGCAGAGUGUGACAUUAAUGUCGGCAGAGCUGAGCAAUGACAUCGCCAAAGUGAGGCAGAUGCUGGCAAAAAUAGAGGAGGAGUUACAGCAUGCUGAGAAGGAGCAUUCAGCGGCUGAAGCCCUUAACCACAAACUCAGACGGCAGCUCAGAGAUUAUCAGGCUCCUGAUAUCACUGAGUACAUGCAUGUCAAAGACAAAUACAAGAAGCUUAAGCAGAGCAUUCACACUUGGGAGAGAAAGGUUGGGAUUGCUGAGAUGGCCUUCAAGACCCACAAUAAAGUGUGGAACAAACAGGUUGGAACUAGCUCCGGGGAACACCAAAUCCCAAUAAAACUCCCACACAUAGCAGGACAUAACAUGUAGAAAAAAGAAGUUUCCCAGAUGACUGAUUUGAUGACAACAAGAAAACUUUCCAUCAAUCGUUCUGCGUCUGCUUUGUUUAUUGUUGUUUGCAAUCUUUUAAUGUUUUUUGUUAAAUGUAAAAACAAUGGCUUUCAUCAUCAUCAUAUCUGUGUCCCUGAGAGUUACUUAUUCAAAAUUAUGAUUGACAUUAAAAAUACAUUGUGUUAUUGCUUUUCUUUUCUUUAUUUAUGCAAAUGUGACUCAUUCAUUUAAGAUUAAGACAGCCGUUAUUGACACAAAAGGGAAACUUGUUCUGUAAUGCAGUGUGGUGCCCGAGGACCAUCUGCAGCUGUGGGCCUUUGCCUUGUUCAAUGGCACAAUGACAGGAGAAUGAACGGAUCAUGUCACGGCAGGAAGAAACGGGAACUUCUGGAAUAAACAAAAGCAAACUCCACACAUCAGGGCCCUGCCCUAACCCGUGUUCACAACAAGGACUCGGGACUCUUUCUGCGAGGAAAUGUGCUAACUACUCAGUUUGUGUUUGUGGCUUUUCUGCCUUUUGUUGUGCUCUCACAAGUUUCUGUACUCUCAUCUUAUUCAGACCAUCUAUUGCUUAAAAGGUAGUGCAGGUCGUUUACUAGCUGUAGGAUUAGAGGUUUCAUCCCUGGCUCUUGUAGUCUGCACAUUGAAGUAACCUUGCGCAAGAUACUGUUGUCCCAAUGCAUCUAACAGAGUGCGCAUGAAUGUUAGUGUGCCUAGGUUUAGAAAAAAGCACUUUUAUGAAUGUAUGCGAGAUUGGGUGAAGGUUUGUAGUAAAAUGCAUUUUGAGUGUGCAAUUAAAGUAGAAAAGUGCUUUGUAAGCAUCGAUCUAUUUACCAUUCAUCUACUCUCUUUUUGACUGUUGCAAAUCUGAAUGACUACAAUCUUGAAACUGUACUUCUCUGCUAUCCAAACAGAACACCUGCCAAGUGUGAAGUAGAUCAAGUAAAAGGUUGUAGAGAACAUAAAGAAUAGACACACACUGGCUGAGAAAGGGGCUCUGUGGGAAACAGAUGACACCAAGCUGGUCUUUGUCCCCAUACAGUGAAGGCAAUGAGUCUGUGUUAUCUAAUUUAAUGAAAGCUUUCACAAUUUUUUUUAU